Messenger RNA from Beauveria bassiana ARSEF 2860, 1476 nucleotides. Its product is annotated as ubiquitin carboxyl-terminal hydrolase, family 1. The record is from RefSeq and is a predicted model, not a curated record. Lineage: Eukaryota; Fungi; Ascomycota; Sordariomycetes; Hypocreales; Cordycipitaceae. The transcript has 5 exons. Gene Ontology annotation, cellular component: cytoplasm. Gene Ontology annotation, molecular function: cysteine-type deubiquitinase activity. Gene Ontology annotation, biological process: protein deubiquitination; ubiquitin-dependent protein catabolic process. The coding region runs from base 1 to 1476 and encodes 491 amino acids.
AUGCAUCUUCGCACGCGCCGCGUUACUAAUGAGCCGUCCGAUCGGAAUAGUCCGCCGGCCAGCGGUCCGCGUCGGUCAAAACGCCUCGAAAAGCGAGGCAUUGUUGUUCGAGUCCGCAGCAAAAAGCCCGAUGUCAAAACGGAUCCUCGGACAAUGAGUCUGUCGGACUCUGCAACCAGCAAUAAGAGGCGCAAUCCAAAACGCAAAGCCGCCGCCCCGCCCCAGAGCCAUGCGCUCCCUGACAACCUGCUGGAGGAGGCCUUGAAGCCCCUCACUCCUGACGACAUUGAGGACUGGGACGGGUGGAUUGAGCUGGAAUCUGAACCAGCAUUUUUUAACAUAAUUUUGAGAGACCUUGGGAUCAAGGACGUCAAGGUGCAGGAGCUGUUUACUUUAGACCAAGAAUCGUUGGAUAUUCUACCGAAACCUGUAUACGGCCUCAUUUUUCUAUUUCAGUAUGCGCCGUCCCUUGACGAUGAUCAAGGAGAGACUGAGAGCGGGCCGGUGUGGUUCGCAAAUCAGACCACUUCCAACGCAUGUGCCACUGUCGCGCUGCUCAACAUCGUCAUGAAUCACGCGGAUAUCGACCUCGGAAGCGAACUCAAAGCAUUCAAGGCAGCCACUGCCGAGAUGAGCACCGCAGUGCGAGGCUAUAAGUUGGGCAGCAACAGAUUCAUUCGAAAAACGCACAAUUCUUUUGCGCGUCGUAUGGACUGCCUGAAUGCAGACUUGUUCUUAGAAAAUGAGGCAUUCGAUGCCAAGCCGCGCAAACGCGCAUCAGCGUCUCGCAGCACGUCUCGCAAAAAAAAACCCAAGAAGCGCAACAGCAGCGACUAUGGAUACCACUUUAUUGCCUAUGUCCCGUCUGGAGGGUACGUCUGGGAGCUGGACGGGUUACGCGGCAAGCCUCGAAAGCUCGGCAGCCUCGACUGCAACUGCUGGACGACUGUGGCUCGACCGCAGAUCAAAGCUCGUAUGCUGCAGUAUGAAGAAAGUCAGCUGUCAUUCAACCUGCUCUCUCUUUGCCAGAGUCCCAUUCGGAAAUACAGGAAAUCCGUGCUCAGCGCGGUGACGGCUGUGCAUUUCUUGGAUACCCAGAUGAAGAUUCAGCACGGAGAUGCUUAUACUACGCUCAUUUUAAAUAACGGCAUGCAGCUCGAUAUUCACGAUACUACGCUACUGGCGAAUUAUAAUAUAAAGCUAGACGACAUCACAGGAGAACCAGUCCCCAGCCUUCUUGCAUCAAGAGUGAGCGAGGGUAAUCUCAGUGCCAGCGACGCAGCAAGUCUCAGGUAUGAGCUCGUCAUCGAAGCGCGCGCUGCCAUGGGAGAGUACCGCGGCGAGGCCUCGGCCGCCAUGGAGGACGAGGAGCGCGUAACGGCGCGGAAAAAGGACUACGGGAGCGCGCUACAUAAAUGGAUAUCGAAAUUAGCAGAAAAGGAUAUCCUGGAAGACAUAAUAAAGCUGUCGUCGUAG